UAUGAGUAUCAAGUGACAGAAUGUUGAGUAUCAAGCAUCAAACAUGGGUAUCAAGUGUCAAACAUGAGAAUCAAGUAUCAAACAUGAGUAUCAAGUGUCAGACAUGGGUAUCAAGUAUCAAACAUGAGUAUCAAGUGUCAGACAUGGGUAUCAAGUAUCAAACAUGAGUAUCAAGUGUCAGACAUGGGUAUCAAGUAUCAAACAUGAGUAUCAAGUGUCAGACAUGGGUAUCAAGUAUCAAACAUGAGUAUCAAGUGUCAGACAUGGGUAUCAAGUAUCAAACAUGAGUAUCAAGUGUCAGACAUGGGUAUCAAGUAUCAAACAUGAGUAUCAAGUGUCAGACAUGGGUAUCAAGUAUCAAACAUGAGUAUCAAGUGUCAGACAUGGGUAUCAAGUAUCAAACAUGAGUAUCAAGUGUCAGACAUGGGUAUCAAGUAUCAAACAUGAGUAUCAAGUGUCAGACAUGGGUAUCAAGUAUCAAACAUGAGUAUCAAGUGUCAGACAUGGGUAUCAAGUAUCAAACAUGAGUAUCAAGUGUCAUCAUGUUGAGUAUCAAGUAUCAAACAUGAGUAUCAAGUGUCAUCAUGUUGAGUAUUAAGUGUCAAACAUGGGUAUCAAGUGUCAAACAUGAGAAUCAAGUAUCAAACAUGGGUAUCAAGUUUCAGACAUGGGUAUCAAGUAUCAAACAUGAGUAUCAAGUGUCAUCAUGUUGAGUAUCAAGCAUCAAACAUGGGUAUCAAGUGUCAACAUGUUAAGUAUCAAGUAUCAGACAUGGGUAUCAGGUGUCGAGCAUGAGUAUCAAGUGUCAAAAUGUUGAGUAUCAAGUAUCGAACAUGAAUAUCAAGUAUCAACAUGUUGAAUAUCAGUACCAAACAUGAGUAUCAAGUAUCAUCAUGUUGAGUAUCAACUACCAAACAUGUUGAGUGAAUAUCUGAACCAAAAAGUAGUUAAAAAUUACGAAUAAAAAGCACAGAUGAGAGCACUAAUAUGAAAUCUGCUGAGGUUCGACAAACGGAAGUGAGCAAUAAGUCGAAGAAAUUUUGACAAGGUUCAAAAGCAACAAGCUAUAUAGUAGCUGUUCAGGUCGUUCAAAAAAUAAAACCAGUGAUUAUGCGGACGAUCCGAUGAGCGUUCGAAAUACAUAUUGCUGUGCAAAUGGAGGAAUCUGUCCAGCUGCUAUAUUGAAUUCCUCUCGCCAUUCUCCUUGGUACUGUAAGCUCAUCAAACCGUUUGUAUUUUGUGUGAUUACAUCGUUGCUGGGUACGUUGUUUGGUUAAACGACGAUUGUUAAUUAAGUGUGCUAACCAAGUGUAUUCGAAGAUAAAAAUCUUAUAAACAUUUCAGCAAUGUCAGUGUCUCAUCUCUGUGACAAAUACUCAGCUAGUACGACUUUUAGAAUAAUCAGAUCCGAUCUAGUAAAUCUGAGGGCACAUUUAAACACCCUUUCGAUGGAAGUGAAAAAUGUAAUAGAAACCCGGGACGAGUUGAGGAGUAAGUUGAAAGAAGUUGGAUAUAUAAUUCCGAAAAUGUCUGAAGCCAUUUUGUAUUUAAGGAAAGAAGUAUCCGAAGGUAUGAAGGCAAUGUCUCCAGAAACUGUUAAAGAUCUGGUAAGAAGUGAAUUGCAGACCUACGACGCUGAUAAAACUGGAAGAACAGAUUAUGCACUCGGAAGUUCAGGUUUUAGUUGAACACAAAAAUAUUUUUCUGAUAUUUGCCAGUCGAUAUUCUUAUGUGGAAAUACUUAGGUGGAACAAUUCUUUCAACAAGGGGUACAGAAACGUACUCGGCUGGUGCACCGGUACUGAAACUCUUUGGAAUACCUAUUUGUCAGCAACAGAACACACCUCACACUAUAAUUCAGACGGGAGUCCUUCCGGGGGAAUGCUGGGCGUUCAAAGGGAGCAGCGGAAGCGUUGUCAUACAAUUACUCGGUUUUGUACAGGUUUCUGGAGUCAGUAUGGAACACAUUCCACAGUCAAUAUCUCCAACAGGAGAAACGACUACGGCUCCAAAAGAGUUUUCUGUCCUGGGUUUGAAAAAUGUGGACGACACGAAUCCCUUCUUCUUCGGCAAAUUCACAUACGACAACGCUGGUCCGCCUGUACAAUAUUUCGAAGUUCAAAAUCGAUCGGAUAAACCGUACGAGAUUAUUGAACUGAAAGUUCACUCCAAUAGUGGUAACAAAGAGUACACUUGUAUCUAUAGAAUACGGGUUCAUGGUACUUUAAGUAAAAAGAACAGAUAAUUUCUUAUAAAUUAUGAAUUAAAAGUAGACUUUUUUCGACGACUUUGGAACCUGAGGAACCGUAUGAGAUCACGUAGAGUAUAUAUUAAUAUAAUAUUAAUUUG
This is a messenger RNA of Megachile rotundata (alfalfa leafcutting bee), 2349 nucleotides long. RefSeq names its product sperm-associated antigen 4. The record is from RefSeq and is a predicted model, not a curated record. Gene Ontology annotation, cellular component: meiotic nuclear membrane microtubule tethering complex; nuclear envelope. Gene Ontology annotation, molecular function: protein-membrane adaptor activity. Lineage: Eukaryota; Metazoa; Arthropoda; Insecta; Hymenoptera; Megachilidae.